Cololabis saira (Pacific saury) is the source of this 1088-nucleotide messenger RNA. RefSeq names its product growth arrest-specific 7a (gene gas7a). Gene Ontology annotation, molecular function: actin filament binding. NCBI's taxonomy places the organism in Eukaryota, Metazoa, Chordata, Actinopteri, Beloniformes, Belonidae. Gene Ontology annotation, cellular component: actin filament; cytoplasm; plasma membrane. The transcript is spliced from 10 exons. Bases 28 to 1062 code for a protein of 344 amino acids. The record is from RefSeq and is a predicted model, not a curated record. Gene Ontology annotation, biological process: actin filament polymerization; neuron projection morphogenesis.
GGGCAGCAGGAGGAGGCGAGAGGAGCGAUGAUGGAGGCCAGCUUCGACACUGAGGAGAGUUUUGACGACCCCUCCUGUCUCGCCCCGCAGCCCCCCGGCUCCGUGUCUCCGGCCAAGCGGCAGAUCAGGGAGGUCAAGGAGACCAAGACCACGGUCAACGGCGUGACCUUCCCGCUGCCUGGAGAAGGUCCGGAGCAGCAGCUGCUGAAACCCAACGAAUGGAGCUACUGCGACUUCUUCUGGGCCGACAAGGAGAACCCCCAGGGGACGGCGUCGGUCGGGGGCUUCGAGGUUCUGCUGCAGAAGCAGCUGAAGGGCAAACAGAUGCAGAAGGAGAUGUCCGAGUUCGUCCACGAGAGGAUAAAGAUUGAGGAGGAAUACGCCAAGAACCUGUCCAAGCUGUCUCUGAGCCCGCUGGCGGCGCAGGAGGAAGGGACUCUCGGCGAGGCCUGGACUCAGCUGAAGAAGAGCCUCCACGACGAAGCCGAAGUUCACCUCAAGUUCUCCAACAAACUUCACACGGAGGUGGAGAAACCGCUGCUGACCUUCAGAGCCGACAGCUUCAAGAAGGACCUGAAGAAGUACGACCACCACAUCGCCGACCUGCGGAAGCAGCUGGCCAGCCGCUUCGCCAGCGUGGAGAAGUCCCGGAGAGCUCUGGCAGACCGACAGAAGGACCUGGAGGUGAAGACUCAGCAGCUGGAGAUCAAGCUCAGCAACAAGACGGAGGAGGACAUCAAGAAGGCCCGGCGGAAAUCCACGCAGGCAGGGGACGACCUGAUGCGCUGCGUGGAUCUCUACAACCAGACCCAGUCCAAGUGGUUCGAGGAGAUGGUCACCACCAGCAUGGAGCUGGAGAAGCUGGAGGUGGAGCGGAUCGAGUGGAUCCAGCAGCAUCUACGUCAGUACACCACCCUGCGGCACGAGACGGACAUGUUCAACCAGAGCACGGUGGAGCCGGUGGACCAGCUGCUGCAGGGCGUGGACCCGGCCCGGGACCGGGAGCUGUGGGUGAAGGAGAACAACACCGGCGAGGUCCGGCCCGUGGACAUGGACCUGUAGGACCCCCCGGACCCGAGCCCGGGCCC